AUGAGCGACGCCAACGCUCCGCCAUGGCAUUUGAUCUCGCUCCGGUCCAAGGAUGACGGUGGCCAAGAAGUCAUGAGCCCGACAGGAGCUAGACUCGUGGAAACGACAGCAAGCGGAGUCAUUUAUGAUGGUGACCUCGUCGCCUUCGAUGUAAUUGCCCGAUGCUGUUUCAUUGGCAACGGUGUCGACAAGGCGACGAGCCGAAAGGCCAACAAAGAUGGCCAGAGAGACUGGGAGAGACUGAAGGAAGAGUUGAGAGGCAAGAAGAAUGCCGACGGAAAAACAAUCACGCCUAAAACCCGAAAAGGCGAGACCCGGGAACCGGGAAGAGUCCACGACCAAAUCCCAGAGAAUAAUCUCGGCGGACUGGUAAUUAAAAGCGAGCCGGCAUCUACCAUUACCGGAAGAGCCAUUAUUCCUCACAAUCUCAUGACAGUCAAAGAAAACCUCCUGGCUGCCAAGAGACUCGUUUCUGGCGUCCCCCUUGAAGACGUCUUUAAUACGCCAGAACUACUUGCCCACUAUAAUGGUACAAUCGAGACGCUUAUUCGCAACCUCGAGAAUGGAAAGGCUUUGGAACCUCCAGCUCUUAUCACUCCUCAUGAACCGCAAGGCGUCAGAGCCGGCUUCAGAUUCUGUCUUCCCCCCAUCGAGGCUCUAGAAUUCCCUCCGGAGCUUCUCCGUAUCCUCGAUGAAUUCAUCAAACUAUAUCCCGGCGAUCUUAUUGAUCGACGGGUGGCUCUAAUCGGCUGUUUUAUUUUUCAAGGCAUAAUGGACCACACGGAGAUGCAAAUGGAAAAAUAUUUCCAGAUCAAAAAGGCAGCGAAUGAGCCAUACCAGGCCGUCCCUGAGCAGAGUCUUGCUGCUACAAUCAUCUGCACGCCUCAUGUCUUACGAUAG
This is a messenger RNA of Trichoderma harzianum CBS 226.95, 900 nucleotides long. RefSeq lists its product as hypothetical. NCBI's taxonomy places the organism in Eukaryota, Fungi, Ascomycota, Sordariomycetes, Hypocreales, Hypocreaceae. The record is from RefSeq and is a predicted model, not a curated record. The coding region runs from base 1 to 900 and encodes 299 amino acids. The transcript is spliced from 4 exons.